AUGCCCGAGGAGGCGAAAUUGGAAUCUAUCCUGUUUAACUAUGAAACCACAUACAAGGGUUCUUACACGGACGGCAGUGUCGAAAAAUCAAUGAGGGAUCGUAUGCCUGAUAACAAGGGGGAGAAAAUAAUUAAGAAGCCACGUGAAAGACCACCCUUCGUUCCCUUAAAAGAUUUGGAAUCCCUAACUCCUUGGAAAGAUCAUAAUGUGCCUUUUACUUUGUACCACAAACCGAAAGAGAUAUUGCAAACUAACCCUAGAAAUAUGCAGGAACGAUUUGACAGAUUUGUUGAUGAAGAGCGUGCCACUGUCCAGAAGACCCGUCCAAAGGUCCUAAUGACCCCCGCUUACCAUUUGGACUCCAUCCCAGAACCAGACCGUGAAGUGGUAAUCAACAGUAUGUACAAGUCUGAAACAGCCUACAGCCUGGAGGACGCCUUGAAGAGAACGAAAGCUGACAACAAGUCUGUGAAGUCCCCGCUACCAGGAGUUUACUCGAAGUGCAACCCGGUGAAAAAUGAACUCGAGCCUCUGUUACCGCCCUACGUGUCUCCGGAAUGGCGCCGGGAUAGCGUCUUCUGGGACAACAAGCAGCUCAGGACCCAUGCAGACGCAACCAAACAUUUCUGGCUCAGUCGGGAACCACCCAACUGCUUAGCGUGCAACGCAACAGCUUUGUACCGAAGGCUGAACAAAAAAUACGUGUGA
Messenger RNA from Spodoptera littoralis (African cotton leafworm), 708 nucleotides. NCBI's taxonomy places the organism in Eukaryota, Metazoa, Arthropoda, Insecta, Lepidoptera, Noctuidae. The record is from the annotation of a GenBank genome assembly.